Messenger RNA from Acytostelium subglobosum LB1, 900 nucleotides. RefSeq lists its product as hypothetical. The coding region runs from base 1 to 900 and encodes 299 amino acids. The transcript has 2 exons. The record is from RefSeq and is a predicted model, not a curated record. NCBI's taxonomy places the organism in Eukaryota, Evosea, Eumycetozoa, Acytosteliales, Acytosteliaceae.
AUGACGACGACAAAGUUUGCCAAGCUGUCGACAGCAUUCACAGAGUACUUUGGAAGGAAUGCUAUUGAACGUCUUCAAUCAGAUGUAAAGACACCGGCGAUACUCAUUGCCGGUCAUCAGUUGACGGGAAAGUCCACAAUGGCCAAACGUCUAGCAACAAUAUACAAUGGCGGUCAAUUCUAUUCGGUGGGCUCGAUGUUCCGCGAGCUGGCCUCAUCACUCAACAUGUCCGUCGCCAAACAAUCACGUCUACUACUCGAUCUACAACUGCACGAGCAGGGCAAGUGGGACGGCUCCUACGACAUCAAGCAGAACCCACUAUAUGGUCGUCGCGUCGACAUUGAGCUAGACUACCGCACAUGUCAGAUAGUUCAAGGAAUAGACAAACAACAACCGCGCAAUAUGUACUCAGUGAUCGAGGGCAGACAACCGGCAUUGAUUGGCAACUUCAUUCAGAAUAUAUAUGAUCGCGAGAACUUGUUGAAGAUCUACGUCAAGUGUAAUGUUCGCGACAAGUCUAUUAGAUUCUUGGAGAGAGAGGUUGGAAAGGAGUGUGCGGCCAUCGCUGAGCAACAAUUACCAUUGGACUUGGAUCUUGAUGACAUGGCUGCAGUUGUCGGACAUCUCUCAUCACUGCCACUUCCCAACAUUGACAAAGUUGUAGAACAAUUCAUUGAGAAUCAACAUAGAGAUCAAGAUGAUCGCAAUAGAUAUAUGGAGUUGUACGGCUUGGACUAUGAAGCGAGUCAGUUCUAUGACUUUAUUGUGGAUACUUCGAAUGAGACUGCUGCGAACAAUCUGAGAAAGGUUACAGACUUUAUAGACUCGUUGGAUAGGGACAAUACUGUACCUACAUCAUUAAAGAAUAUCAAGCCAUUGCUUGGAUCACCUCGUCUGUGA